CCUCUUUCUCUUCUUGUCCAUAUUCACAAUUGAGGGUUCGAUUGUCGGUUCAACUCGAGCGCAUCCUUAGCAUGUCGGCCCCGUCCGAUCCAUCUGCCUCCGCUUCUUCGCGAGGGACGCGUGUGCAUCACCGCAUCCUCGCUGAACUUGGCCUGAUUUCAGUCUGGCAAUCCCCUCGCGAUGUCAAACUUCUCUGCGCCCAGCGCUUUGUGCGUCUCUUCGCCUACGGUGGUUCGACUCUAAUUCUGGCUGCCUAUCUCUCAGCAUUGGGUAUCUCCGAUGAACGCAUCGGUCUUUUCAUGACCUUGACCCUGGUGGGCGAUGUCGCCAUCAGCUUCCUCCUCACCCUGUUUGCCGACGCCAUGGGUCGCAGGGCUGUCCUGGCCCUGGGUUCAGCCUUAAUGGUCGGGAGUGGCAUCCUCUUUGCUUCGGUCGGCAAUUACUGGGUCCUUCUGGCGGCAGCCGUCUUUGGCGUCAUAAGUCCGAGUGGAAACGAAAUUGGCCCCUUCCGGGCUGUCGAAGAAUCAACUUUGGCCCAUCUGGCCCCCAAUGACAUCUUGAGCGAUAUCUUCGCAUGGUACUCGCUCAUUGGCAAUGCGGGAACCGCUCUGGGCAUGAUGACUGGCGGAUGGGCCAUCAACCUGCUUCAGGUUAUCUGGGGAUGGCCCUAUAUUCCCGCCUGUAGAGUCAUCUUCUUCGCCUAUGCCGCUAUUGGCGCGCUCAAGUUUCUCCUGUCUAUUGGACUGAGCUCCGCUGUGGAGGCUGAGAAGAAGAAGCCUGCGCGACAGUCUACUAAUGAGGGUGAAAGACAGCCUCUGCUGGGCGAUCAAACGGGCAACGCCACCCCCCAAGAGCAGCAGCCUCAGAAGAAGAAAUCGAUUCUUUCUUUCCUCGGCGAUUCCGAGGUCGUCUCCUUGUUUCUGCGACUUGCGAUUCUGUUCGGAUUGGACUCGUUCGCCUCUGGACUGGCGUCUCUAUCUUGGAUGACAUACUUUUUCAAGCGCAAGUUCUCCCUCCCUGAAGGGUCACUCGGAUCCAUCUUCUUCACUACCAGCCUUAUCUCUGCGGCUUCCGUGCUGGUGGCCUCAUCCAUCGCCAAGCGCAUUGGCAAUGUUAAGACCAUGGUCUUCACUCAUCUUCCCUCCGCUAUUUGCCUGGCACUCAUCCCAGUUCCUUCGAUUCUCCCGCUGGCGCUGACCUUUUUGAUCCUCCGCGCCUGCUCUCAAACUAUGGAUGUGGCUCCUCGCUCCGCCUUUCUGGCUGCAGCGCUGCCGCCAGACCGUCGCACAGCUAUCAUGGGCUCUAUCAACGUCGUCAAAACCUGCGCCCAGAGCCUUGGGCCUCUGUUGACCGGUAUCUUGGCCGAUCGAGGAGUCUUCGGGCUUUCGUUCACCAUCGCGGGUAUCCUGAAGGCCGUCUAUGACAUCGGCAUGCUGCUCAGUUUUGCCGGAAAGGAAAAGCAGCAGCGGCGACCGGCACCAAGGAAUGAAGAUGAAGAGGCCGCCUAGACUCUAGACCGACUUGAACGAGCCAGCCAUGGAGAUGGACGCUAAAGACGCUGGGUAGAAGGAAUCACGUACGCCCCGUUUGAAACAGCGGGGAACGCUACGCAUACAAAAGGAACAAGCAGGUUGGAAACAAGAACAUGGACAAGGAGCGGAGAUGAUGGUGACUCGCAGGCAGCUGUCUAAGCAGACGGCCAGUCAGCUGCGACACUCGUUUACACUUUUACGUUAGUACCUUGUGUAUGACUACGCUUUGCUUUGCUUUUAUUGUAUAUCUGGUUGUGACUGGCUACGGCAGCGACUUCCUACUUCAUGGCUUGCGUUGUUUCAUGGGCUUACGCGAGUUUGAAGGAUCUGACGGCGUUUCUGGGCCAUAUUCUUGCUUCAAACAGCGAAGCACCUGCAAGCAUCUUACUUAGCGGGCUCGAUCAGGUAUAAGGAUGUGAAUUGAAUUGGAUUGGAUUGAACCAAAAGAGUAAAACACAGAAUAUUAAAAACAUAUACAGCAUCACGAAUAAACAGAUUUGAUGCUUCUUUAAAGC
Messenger RNA from Aspergillus welwitschiae, 2047 nucleotides. RefSeq names its product putative MFS transporter. NCBI's taxonomy places the organism in Eukaryota, Fungi, Ascomycota, Eurotiomycetes, Eurotiales, Aspergillaceae. Gene Ontology annotation, biological process: transmembrane transport. Gene Ontology annotation, molecular function: transmembrane transporter activity. The transcript has 5 exons. Bases 72 to 1508 code for a protein of 478 amino acids. The record is from RefSeq and is a predicted model, not a curated record. Gene Ontology annotation, cellular component: fungal-type vacuole membrane.